Phyllotreta striolata is the source of this 687-nucleotide messenger RNA. NCBI's taxonomy places the organism in Eukaryota, Metazoa, Arthropoda, Insecta, Coleoptera, Chrysomelidae. The record is from the annotation of a GenBank genome assembly.
UUUUUUUAAAUAAGUAAGGUUAUGAACUACUGAAUAUUCUUAUUUUCUGUUUUCCUACAGCAAUGUCUUAUUUAUUUCGUAGAUUAUGCACGAGAAAAGCAUUUCAAUUGAUAUUAGACAACACAAUCAAGAAACCGUUACACGGCAACUCUUUCAUUCUACCAGCAGUAACCACUUUUCAUAACCAAGAUUACCAAAAUCUGAUAGUGAGGUACAAAAGUAAAGACAGUAAAAGUAAAUUUUCGCGCAAUGCCGCCGCAUCGGAGAGCGAAGAAGAGGAUAAGGAAGAGGAUUUAUUCGAUAUUAUUAAAGAUAAACACACUAAAACCAUGAACGUUAGUGUUCCUUCGUUAAGAGUGGAUGCUUUGCUCAAAACAGGCCUGGGACUGUCGAGGAAUAGAAUAGAAACCCUCUUUUAUAGUAGCAAUAUAAGAGUGAACGGGGAGAAGUUACUUAAGAAGAGUACAAGCGUUUAUGAAGGGGACGAAAUCGAUGUAGUCAAAGGUGUGAGCCCUACGAACCCAAAUUUUUUAAUUGUAGCCCGAAUAGAAAUUGUAGAAGUGAAAGGAGAAGACGAAAGCAUAAAUGUUAAGCUUAGAAGGUGUAAGGCACUUACUAUUGAAAAUUACCCUGGAAGGAACAAAUGGUCAGCUUCAUCGCAAUCCUAAUAAUAUUAAUUCGUUGUAA